AUGGCUAACAACUCAAAGCCACUUCGAGUCAUAAUCGCCGGUGCUGGCAUCGCUGGCUUGGCAACUGCAAUCUCACUUACACGGAUCUCUGGCAUACCUGAUCUAGAUAUCCAGCUGUAUGAGCAGGCCCCAGAACUCCGGGAAAUCGGAGCUAGCAUUGCCCUCAGCCCCAAUGGCCUACGAACACUUGAAAAAUUGGGAGUACAUUCUGCUCUGAGUGACGAAAUUGGUUUCCGCGGUCCGAGUGGAAUACCGCACUUCUACAGGCAUUGGAAAACGAAUGAAGUGGUAUCAGUCGAUACCUUCGCUAAUGUGCCUGAUCGACGCCAUCAGACGACACGAUUCCACAGAGGACACAUUCAUGCGGCCCUGCAGGAGCACGUACCAAAGGAAUGGAUUCAUUUGAAUAAGAAGAUAUCUCACGCUGAAGCCAAUAACGAAGGCGUUGUUCUCUUCUUCGAAGACGGCACCAGCGCUCACGGAGACAUUUUGAUAGGAGCAGAUGGAAUUCGAUCAAAAGUUAGAGCUGCAUUCUAUCCGGAUUACAAACUGAGGUUUAGCGGAAAAGUAUUCAUGAGAUCUACGUUUGACGCAGCGCUGGUUGAGGGCAAAGUGCCUGAUUUGCCAGCUGACGCUGCUCACUGGUGGGGAAAUAAAGACACAUUCUUUUCCUCAAGACUUGGCAAGGGUUUAUACACGGUUGUUGGUGCUUACGAUGAUGGGCGCAGUGCCGAAGAAUUAGAAAAGUCAAUUACAUGGGACCAGGCCGGCAAUGUCCAAUUCCUGAGAGAGAAAUACAAGGAUUGGCACCCCGUCAUUAAAGCUCUUACGGAGCUGACACCACACGCUCGUCUUUAUCCUAAUUACGCGGGCGAUGCGCUACCCUCUUGGAUCCCUAACUCACGCGUCACUCUGGUGGGUGAUGCAGCUCACACUCAUGGAGGCUCUUUCGCUGCAGGUGGCUCGUUGGCUCUCGACGACUCCCUCGCACUCGGACUAGCUUUUAAGCAGGUCUUUUCAUCCGGCGCACCAAAUCUUUCAUUUUCCCAAGAAAACAUUCGCCGAGCAUUUAGCUUAUAUGACCAAACAAGAAGACCACAUACGGCUCGCCUGUUGAGCAUCGUCCAUGGCUUAAUAAGUCGCAAGGCCCCGACGUAUGAGACACCCGAGGCAGCAGAUGAGGCGCUUCGAGCCAGAAUGAGAAGCCGGCCAGAUCUGCAGUGGCUCUCUGAACAUGAUGUAGAAAAGGCAUUUCAGAAAGUGGUUAAGAGCUCUGGGGAAAACACUGCAAGCGCAGAAGAAGCGUCAAAGGUUUCGAGGUCAGACUCUCUUCUAGACAAUGCGAUUGCUUUGCGUGCUAGUAAGUUAUAA
Molecule: messenger RNA, 1371 nt
Organism: Trichoderma breve
Lineage: Eukaryota; Fungi; Ascomycota; Sordariomycetes; Hypocreales; Hypocreaceae
Product: FAD binding domain-containing protein
Exons: 7
Coding region: 1-1371 (456 amino acids)
Molecular function (GO): FAD binding; monooxygenase activity
Source: RefSeq, a predicted model, not a curated record